AUGGAUCAAUACAGAACGGGUACUGGACAAGCCGGAUUCAUCUCGGGAUUGGAGGACACGGCUGAUGAUGUAUUGCGAAAAACGAGGCACAUCUUGCCACAUAUCGCUCGCCUCUUUCUCAUCUCGACUUUCAUUGAGGACGGGAUUCGAAUGUGGUGGCAAUGGGAUGAUCAGAGACAAUUCAUGCAGGAAUCAUGGAACUGUGGCUGGUUUCUAGGGACGGUGUUUGUCGUCUACAAUUUCUUCGGACAAAUGAUUCCUGUUACGAUGAUUAUGUUGAGGAAAAAGGUGAUCGUUGCCGUUGCGAUUCUCACCUCAAUUGUGGUCCUUCAAACGAUCGCCUAUCACAUUUUGUGGGACAUGAAGUUUUUAGCUAGAAACAUUGCUGUUGGUGGCGGUCUUCUCUUUUUGUUGGCCGAGAGUCAAGAAGAGCAUCGAUCACUUUUCGCCGGAGUGCCCACAAUGGGUGACUCGAAUAAGCCGAAAAACUGGUUGAUGUUGGCCGGUCGUGUGUGCUUGAUUUUCAUGUUCCUUUCGCUUCUCCACUUCGAGAUGAGUUUCCUUCAGGUUGUCGAAGUGGUUGUUGGCUUUGCGUUGAUCACUCUUGUCACAAUCGGUUUCAAGACGAAACUCUCGGCGAUGACUCUUUCCGUUUGGUUGUUCGGAUUGAAUUUGUGGCUGAAUGCCUGGUGGAACGUUCCAUCUGAUCGGUUCUACCGUGACUUCAUGAAGUACGAUUUCUUCCAAACAAUGUCGGUUAUCGGUGGUCUUCUCUUGGUGAUCGCGUAUGGACCGGGUGGAGUAUCAGUUGAUGACUACAAGAAAAGAUGG
Mesorhabditis belari is the source of this 831-nucleotide messenger RNA. The record is from the annotation of a GenBank genome assembly. Lineage: Eukaryota; Metazoa; Nematoda; Chromadorea; Rhabditida; Rhabditidae.